Molecule: messenger RNA, 2908 nt
Organism: Onychostruthus taczanowskii (white-rumped snowfinch)
Lineage: Eukaryota; Metazoa; Chordata; Aves; Passeriformes; Passeridae
Gene: B3GALT5
Product: beta-1,3-galactosyltransferase 5
Exons: 3
Coding region: 348-1382 (344 amino acids)
Cellular component (GO): membrane
Molecular function (GO): N-acetyl-beta-D-glucosaminide beta-(1,3)-galactosyltransferase activity
Source: RefSeq, a predicted model, not a curated record
GGUGAUAAACCUGUCUGGGACCCGUGCAGGAGCGGAUAAAGAAGCCUCCAGUGGUUUUUUGGCAAAUUGUGCCAAAAGGAGCAACAGAAAGAAAGUCAGAAAAGUUUAUUCCUGCCAAUUUUGGUGCCAUUUCUGGUGAACCCACAUGAGACAAGUGCCUGGUCUCCUCUGAGGCUCUGGGAUUUUCCAUGCUGGCACUUUCCUGGAGAAAACCACAGAUUCCCCCGGACUGAUUUGGGACACAGAGCAGCUGUCCCAACUUCAAAAAUGUGACUCAUGGCCCCUCCAGCAAAAGGAUCAGGAGCAGUUUCUGGAUUGGUGCAAGAGCUCCACAGGAGACAAAGGUGAUGAAGAUGAGAGGAACCUGGCUGAGUGUGCCCCUGGGACACCUGCUGGCUCUGGGACACAGGCACAAAUGGAGAAACAUGAUGGAUUCCAGAAAGUUCAGGCUGUUUUUCUGCCUGGUGGGGCUCAGCAGUGCCAGCCUCUGGGUUUUCCACACCUGGACCGAAUUCUGCGUGCUCUGUGAGAGCAGCCAGGGAUACCUGUUCCCUACGGAGACUUUCAGGAGGAUGGAAGGGAACUUCUCCCAGCUCCCAGAUGUUGACUGCCACAAGAACCCUCCUUUCCUCGUCCUGCUGGUGGCGUGCUCUUUCCAGCAGCUGGAUGCCAGGAUGGCCAUCCGGCACAGCUGGGGCAAGGAGAGGACAGUGGCUGGGAAGCGCCUGGUGACCUUGUUCCUGCUGGGGAGCCCUGUGGAUCCCAGCCAGCAGGCUGACAUCGCUGCCGAGAGCCAGAGGUACAGAGACAUCAUCCAGAAGAACUUUACAGACACCUAUUACAACCUGACCCUGAAGACCAUGAUGGGAAUCGAGUGGAUCCACAGGUUUUGCUCCCAGUCCAGCUUCGCCAUGAAAACCGACACGGACGUGUUUGUCAACGUUUUUUACCUCACUGAGCUGCUCCUGAGGAAAAAGAAGAGCACUGGAUUCUUCACAGGCUUUUUAAAACUGCACGAGUACCCCAUCAGGACAAGAGGGAGUAAGUGGUAUGUGAGUAGGGAAGAGUAUCCAGGAACCACCUACCCACCCUUUUGUUCCGGGACUGGAUAUGUUUUAUCCAGCGACGUAGCCAGCCAGAUCUAUAACAUUUCUGAGAGUGUUCCAUUCAUUAAACUGGAGGAUGUGUUCAUAGGGCUGUGCCUUGACAAAUUAAAAAUUCAGCUGGAGGAGCUUCACUCGGAGCAGACGUUUUUCCCAGAAAGGAUCAGGUUCUCUGUUCCUCGCUUUAGGAAAAUCGUGACGUGCCAUGGAGUAAAACCAUCCGAGCAGCUGAGCUACUGGAACCACUUAGUGGCAGCAACUCAAGGAGGAGUGCUCUAGCACCUACCCUGCUCCACUUAACAGACUGAAAUUCUCUGCUUUUACAGGGCUGCUCCCCACUCCAGCAAACUCCCAAUUAACUCCAGCUCCAUCACGUUAAAGGUUUUAGAAAUGGUUAUUUUAAUCACAGAAUCAGAGAAUUGUUAAGGUUGGAAAAGAUCUCCAAGAUCAUUGAGUCAAACCUUUGACUAAACACCACCUGGUGAACUAAACUAGAGCACUGAGUGCCACGUCCAGUCAUUCCUUGAACACCUCCCUGGGCAGCCCCUUUUAGUGCUUAUCCACUAAAAAUUCCCUAUUUCUGCUCAAGAACAUACAAACCUCCUUCUCUCCCAUUCACUCCCACCUCUGUGCAUCCCUUCUCUAUACAAGUUACUUUUUUUUUUUUUUUUCCCAUGAAAUAUUCAGGCCUGCUAACCCACCCUCCAAAUCUUGCUGCCAGAGGCCUGGGAACAUUUCUGCUGUGCCAAACAAAAAAGUCAAAGCACUUUUGUUCAGGGAAUAAAAUCUGCACCAUCUUCCUGGUCGCCCUUGAUAAAUUACUGCACCCAUCUGUGCAGGCACUUAAGGGAUGAUAUUUGUAGCUGUCAGGAUGCUCCCUCCUGGCAUAGGAAGCUGCAGCCCUGCCCUUGCAGCCAGCUCUGAGUGGGCUGAGCUGCAUCCUGGCACAGAUCCCUCCUUCAGUCUACACCAUUUUUUUUUUUUUUUCAGAGAUGGUAGAAUUUGCCCAUGCAAUUCUCUCAGGACAAGCUUGGGCACUGCAGGUCACCUGGUGGAGGUGUAAAAGCUGCUGCAGCUGUUUCCUUGUGUGUGCUUCCUGCUGAAAAUAAUCCGUGGUGGAGCCAGCGCAGGGUGUCCUGCUCUUCCUAUUAAAAGAGACCCUGGAGACAUCUUUUAUAUUUGUGUCUCACUUUGAUUGCCUGAGAGCUACUGUGAAGGGUUUGCCAAGGCUAAACUAGAGUCACUUACAGUGAUUUAGACAUUUUUUUCCAAAGAGAAACUGAGUGUGUGAGGGAGAAGACAGGAGGAUUUUUCUCUUUUUAAUUUUUUUUUAAACAAAACCUAAUGGAAAAUGUGCUCAAAUAAUCAUUCAGGCUGGGAGCCCUAUUUCUUAUUUCAUUCCCAAGCAAAGACUCAUGGAAUCUCUGGGAUCAUUAUGAGUUUCAGAGAUAAGAAGAGGGGUCUUUACAGCCCUCCUUCAGGGCUCUGAGGAGGCAGAAAGGAGCUCAGAAAUCCUCCCUUAUGCAAUGGUCCUGUUUGAUUUUCCUGCAGGCACAGGCAAGGCCAGUGUUAUCAGCAGGGAAUGCCUGUAAUGUCUGUAGGAAGGGCUUUUUCCAAAAAAGCAGGGAAAGUGGAGCUGUUCCCAAGGGGAGUUGAGGGGAUCCAACAUCCAGCAUGGUAAAAGCACGGAAAUGAGACAGGAAAACAGAUUUUAUUGUUUUGGAGUUAUUUAUUUUUAUUGCUUUUCUUUUCAUUGAAAAGAAGGACCUUCCUUCCUUCCUUCCUUCCUACCUUCCUUCCGUCCU